This is a messenger RNA of Perca flavescens (yellow perch), 1911 nucleotides long. RefSeq names its product legumain (gene lgmn). Gene Ontology annotation, biological process: vacuolar protein processing. The coding region runs from base 134 to 1444 and encodes 436 amino acids. NCBI's taxonomy places the organism in Eukaryota, Metazoa, Chordata, Actinopteri, Perciformes, Percidae. The record is from RefSeq and is a predicted model, not a curated record. Gene Ontology annotation, molecular function: cysteine-type endopeptidase activity. The transcript has 14 exons.
UCCUACCAACCUUUUUUCCCGACGUCAUAUAUAAUGUCCCACUGACUCCUGCCGAGGAUCUUCAUGUGGUAGCAAACUGCUGUCUCCUUCGUACACCACAACAAAAAAAAGAACUUCCACAGAAGGCGAGGACAUGUUUAAGCCAGUCAUCUUCGCCGUGCUCGGCCUGAGUCUCGGGCUGGUUAAUGCGUUCCCCACUCAGGACCCGGACGGUGGGAAGAACUGGGUGGUUAUCGUAGCUGGCUCAAAUGGCUGGUACAACUACAGGCACCAGGCUGAUGCUUGCCAUGCCUACCAGAUUGUCCACAGGAAUGGCAUCCCAGAUGAGCAGAUUGUGGUUAUGAUGUACGAUGACCUGGCCCAUAGUGAGGAUAACCCCACCCCUGGGAUAGUGAUUAACAGGCCAAAUGGCACAGAUGUGUACAAGGGAGUUCCGAAAGACUACACCGGGGAUGCAGUGACCCCACAAAACUUCUUGGCAGUGCUGAAGGGUGACUCCUCAAAAGUCACAGGUGGCUCUGGAAAAGUGUUGAAGAGCGGCCCCAACGAUCACGUGUUUGUGUACUUUACCGACCACGGGGGCCCUGGAAUACUUGCCUUUCCCAAUGAUGAUCUCAAUGUUGCAGACCUCCAAGAAACCAUUAAAUACAUGCACGAAAAUAAGAAAUACAACAAGAUGGUGUUCUACAUCGAGGCAUGUGAGUCCGGGUCAAUGAUGACCGACCUACCUGCUGACAUAGACGUGUACGCCACCACAGCAGCCAACUCCGAGGAGUCCUCUUACGCCUGCUACUAUGACGAGAAGAGGGACACAUACCUGGGAGACUGGUACAGCGUUAACUGGAUGGAGGACUCCGAUGUGGAGGACCUGAAAAAGGAAACUUUGACGAAGCAGUUUAAGAUCGUAAAGAGCCACACAAACACCAGCCACGUCCAGCAGUUUGGAAACAAGACUAUGGGCCACAUGAAGGUCAUAGCGUUUCAGGGUAACCGCAAGGCCAGCGGCCAACCCGCUCCUCCAAUGAACCUGCAGCCGGUUCAAAAUCCUGAUCUGACCCCGAGCCCCGACGUUCCUCUGGCCAUCCUCAAGAGGAAGAUGAUGUCCACCAACGAUCUCGCAGUUGCGAGGGGGCUGCUGAUGGAGAUCAGCACCCACCUCAAGGUCCGGGAGAUGCUGGCUGAUACUAUGCGCCAAGUGGUCCAGAGGGUGACUGGUAACCACCUCAAAGCUGAGGAUGUUCUCAACGACAGAGCCAAACUCACCCAGCAUCAGUGCUACAAGGCUGCAGUCAACCACUACAAAUACAACUGCUUCAACUGGCACAAAACUCAGUAUGAAUACGCUCUGAGACAUCUGUACGCUCUGGUGAACCUGUGUGAGAGAGGAUACUCUGCUGACAGCAUCAAGCUGGCCAUGGACUCUGUGUGUAAAGGUCUUUACUAAACUGUGAAAGUCUCCCAUCAAACACCUUCUUUCAUUUGGGAAGGCCUGAGAAGACGGAGCUUCUUUUUGCACUGCUUAUGAAUCAAUCUGACGUGGAAUUGACGUUAUUGUUUUAUCAACACACUAAUUUUUUUUCUUUUUUAUCAAACUUGUGAUGUGUUUUUGAUUUUACAGAGAACUUUUUAACUUGUUUUAUGGUAUCACUAUCAAAGGUUUAUGGAUGAUAUUUUACUGUUUCUUAUUUUAUUUUUAUUUUUUUUCUUAAGGACAUAGGAUAGACAAUUAUAACAUGGAAUUCAUGUACAUUUAUUUUUGCUCUUUGCCAUAUUUGUGGUAAGGACGGCCUGGCAUGAAUGGUUGAUUGACAUGUAAAGGACAUACCACUGAACAUUGAAUGUUUGUUCAACCUCAAGAGUCUUUGUUGUAACACACUGGGAUCUUGAAAUAAAUCUGAAAGAUCAAAACUG